This is a messenger RNA of Haliotis rubra (blacklip abalone), 1530 nucleotides long. RefSeq names its product frizzled-7-B-like. Gene Ontology annotation, cellular component: plasma membrane. The transcript has 2 exons. Gene Ontology annotation, biological process: canonical Wnt signaling pathway; non-canonical Wnt signaling pathway. Lineage: Eukaryota; Metazoa; Mollusca; Gastropoda; Lepetellida; Haliotidae. Gene Ontology annotation, molecular function: Wnt receptor activity; Wnt-protein binding. The record is from RefSeq and is a predicted model, not a curated record. The coding region runs from base 376 to 1254 and encodes 292 amino acids.
UCCACCUUGUGCAGGUGUAUGUACUUGAUAUCUCAUGGGCACGACCCGCGACCUCUCCCGCUUACUUUCUUCGCGAUCGUGACAAAGCGGUCAAAAUAUAUUGUCGUUUUGUCGUCUCUCAGCCCGGGGUUUUGUUUGAAUGGGAAACUCGCAGGUCAGCUCAGAGCAGAGUAAGUGAACAGCGUUCAACAAUGACAAGUGAUUGCGUAAUUCACAAAAUUGGCGCCGACGCCGCGGAGUGUGCGUCUGUAUUGAGAGUCGCACGGAAAUUAUUUCAUUCUGCUUGGCUGAGGUUGAACUGACGAGGGUGAAGACCAGCCAAACUGAUGCCCUUGUGAGAUUCGUACGCUUCAGUGCUUCAGACUAAAAUCCAAGAUGGCGACGGGUUUUCUCAUCGGUGUGACCGGCCUGGCUGUUGUGUUAGUGGUUUGGCCGUGUGCCUGUCAGACAGGGGACAAAUGUCCCUCCCUACAAUCGCUGCCGACACAAUGUUCCAAGAUGACGUAUAAUGUUUCGUCGUUCCCGAACGCCCUUGGUCAGGUAAAUGCCGGAGAAGCGUCCAUGGCUCUUAAUCAGUUUUAUCCAUUGGUAAAGAUACAGUGUUCAGACGUGUUGGAUGUGUUUCUGUGUUCAGUGUACUUCCCAAAGUGCGACUCCGAGAUCGGCAAUAUUCCCCCGUGUCGGGAAACAUGUGACUCGGCUCGUCUCGGAUGUGAAACAGUAAUGAAUAAGUUCGGAUUUACAUGGCCGAGUGGUUUAAAUUGCAAUAACUUCCCAAGUUUAACCAGCAACAUCAAAUGCAUGAAUUUCGAGUCAAACAUGACAACGACAACGACUUCGACAACAACAACUAAAAUGACUACAACGACAAUGGCACCGAAGGCAAACCUUCCCGACUUCUGUCGGAACCUACCAUACAGCAAACCGUCACUUCCAAAUAUUCUCGGACAUCAGACAUUCGGCGAGGCUCGGAGAAACAUCGACAGAUUCACAGCUAUGAUGGCGAGCGGAUGUUCCGAUGGACUGACACGCUACAUGUGCUUGCUGCACUAUCCCACCAAAGAUCCUUCGACACAGAAGCCAAUUCCACCGUGUUGGGAGUUCUGUCUGGCGGUGAGAACAUGGUGCCUCUUCAAGCUACCAGUUCCCUGGCCGCGUAGCUUCUUCUGUGAGAAUCUGCCUAGUAAGAUCACUCCCGGGGCCCGCUGCUGGGGGUAUGACAUGAGAAUCUACAGCGCACCAAAGUUGUUUUAAAUAUCUCCAUGUGGUGUGUUAUUUCAAACUUUCAUCUAAGUCCCAUUUUAUGAAUAAUUUUGUUUAUUUAGUUUCUUGACAAUGUGAGUCUUGCAUUGAUCCUCUGGUAGAAUUACAGGGUAGAAUAGGUUCUAUGUAGUCUAUGAAUGUUAAAGAUGAAUCGACAUGCAAAUGCCAUCUGGGUUAGGGCAUCAUUUUUUAUGUCUUUCACGUAGCCUCCUAGUUAUGAACAUGGGUCGGUCUGUCGGGGAAAAACAAAACAAAAUAAAACAUUUA